AUGUUUAGACGCCUACCUGACAGUCUACCAGAGGACCCGGCGUGGGAGGCGGACUUAACCAGGCUUGGUUACUUUAUCAACGAGAAGUCUGAGAUUCGGCAAAUUAGACAUCCUACUGAGCGCUUCAAGUUCAACGUCACGAACAACGAGAUCGCGGACCGUAUGGAACGGUUGGGCGCACCGGCAUUGUACCUCCCUCAGAUGACGACCGAGGACCCCAAGGAGCCUUGCGUUCCGAUCUUUGCCACGCGACAGGCGGACCUCAAGACGAAACAGACUGUAAUUGUCAUCGUUAACGACUUCAUCCAAGACCUAGGGGUUUGGGCGUACCGCACCAUUAACGAUCAAGGCUUUGACGUCGGCUCCUGCGCCGGCACGCUCAAGUCCCUUAAGCGUCGCGCUGGCUCGACCGAAACCGAGCCUGGCCUCGUCGUGCUCAACCCGGGCCAGUGUUACUACUCGCACAGGGAGAAGCGCGCUCUCAGUCACGCGUCUUGGGAGGCGUUACCGAGGAAGAGCCUCUUCCACCCGGCGAUCAAAGUGCACGAAGCGCAUAACCUCAUUCCCGGGUCGCGAGACGGGCGUGAACACAUCGCGACAGCCUUCGCUAAGGUCAUCAACAACGCGGCAUACGUGAGCGAGAACGCGAACUUGUUCGUCGUCGGCAUCGGCCAGGGCACUACCGGCGUGCUGUCGUACCUUGACGAACACUGGUCCGCCAUGAGCUCCCGCGUCAAGGCCGCAGCAUGGGUGCAUCCGCAUGUCGACCCGCAAACUCUCAAUCCCUCUCUCGCGAAGUUUGUAGAAACACGCACGCGCGCGUGGGUCGUCUCCGCCGCGCCCGUCAACACGUGCGUCGGCAUCGCCGACCGCGACGACAGACCAACGCGCAGCGCGGACUCGUCCCGCCUUUGGGAGGACGCGGACGAGGAGCCGAAAGAACACUUCAUCUGCCCCACCUUCUCAGGCGGCGAGGAGAACUUUGUCGAGUGCGUCUUCCCCAAGAGCUGCGAUGCGAUGCUUGACUUCUUCGACGACGUCAUGACCGUCGGCGAAAAGUAUGUCAACCCGGCCUUUGAGCCGGCUCGGAAUUCUCAGAGCGGUGCUGCAAACGCCAGAGCUAAGGUUGCCGGGCUGAACGUCACGAUUGAAGAGCUGGACAAGACCGGAAAGUCUACGUAGCGUGGUGACAGCGUUGACGGAGUCUGCGGAACAUGCAAACGAAUGUUGGUCUGCAGGAAGGGGGAUUGGCGGAGUCGGUGCUGCACAUUCGAUCUGCUCAAGAGGGUGGGCCAGGACUAAGCUAGACUCAAGAUUGUCAAGAACUUCAGUACCAAAUCAG
Verruconis gallopava is the source of this 1342-nucleotide messenger RNA. RefSeq lists its product as uncharacterized. The record is from RefSeq and is a predicted model, not a curated record. Gene Ontology annotation, cellular component: nucleus. Gene Ontology annotation, molecular function: siRNA binding. Gene Ontology annotation, biological process: regulatory ncRNA-mediated heterochromatin formation. NCBI's taxonomy places the organism in Eukaryota, Fungi, Ascomycota, Dothideomycetes, Venturiales, Sympoventuriaceae. The transcript is spliced from 2 exons. The coding region runs from base 1 to 1182 and encodes 393 amino acids.